AGAAGUAGAUCAAGCGGCAGCGGCAUCUUGACUAUUGAGAUGUUCAAGAUGGGAGAGAAAGCAGAAGAAGGGAGCAGGACCUGGGUCAAGUUGACAGGAAGAUUCGGGAAAAAACUCAGGCAGCAAGACCCAAAAACAGAGGAGGCGGAUUCAGACCGUAGCGACUCGCCGGAGGAAGCCGGCAGGAGGUUGUCGGUCCGGGAGGAGGAACUUUUGAGUCGGGUCCAGCCCGACCAGGAAGGCGAGGACCUGCUUUGCCGAGAUCUGGAGCUCCUCAAGCUGCAGAUCCUGACGACGGUCCGUCGGAGCUUCGCCGGCGAUCCGGACGCCGACCUGGCGAGCGCCGUGGCCGUCUUGCGGCAGCAGGAGACCCUGGACCGGCACCGGGAGGGCGGCGGCUGCCGGUGGAGGCCCCUCAAAUGUCUGGGCGCUCACAACGCGCUGCUCGCCGACGUGGCCGAGUUCAGGCUAGCGGAGGCUGCACGAGACGCCGACCGAGACGGAGCCGGAGGCCUCUCCACACCCCUCAAGAGACAGGUAUGCGGGGCGGGCAAGCGCGUGAAGGAGGACCUGCUGAGGUGUGCGCGUACGCUGCAGCCCUGUUACGACCCCGACUUGGACGUGCUCAACAUCUACGCCGGUUUGUGUCAUCAAUCGUUCGCGGCCCGAUUGAGCGACGCCGUCCAAGCCGGCCCGGACGUCGACGAAUGCGCCUACCUGCUCUUUUGGGUCAACACGUUCUACCCGCGGGAAAUCCUGAAACAUGAGGAGCUGCGUGGCAAGUUGAAGAGCGACUGUCUGGGCGCUCUGCUCCCAAGGGAGCAGGUGCGGCAGCUAGAGGAACGGGUCGCCAAAAACAAGGAGGAGCGCCUCUGUUCGUGGCUGCAUAAAGUCCUGCAGCGGGAAGAGGAAAACUGGAGCGGCGGUAAAAUGCCGGAAGUCAUCGACGACUUCUUCUUCUGUCCGCUAGCUGUCGACGUCAUUCAGGUGAUCGACGGAUCCCUCGCCGACUCCGACUACUUCAGCGGUGGCGACAGAACUGAUUCUCGCUGGAUUGCAGCUCACCUGGAGAACUUCCUCCUCAGUUACAAGAAGAGCCUGGAAAAGUUGUCGCAGGGAAAUGACGAGCACGCGACCACAUGGAUGAAAGCUCACUUGGCUUGCCAGGAACAACUCAGAGAUUAUGUUGGAAGGCGAGCAGAAGAUCAACCGGGAAGUCAAGAGAGUGGUCGCUGUGAAGCCAUUUUGGAUGAGCUACGGGACUUUGUUUCGGUCGCGUUCACCCGUCCCAUCCACGAACACCUCAAGGUGUAUUACAGGCAACUGUGGACGCCAGGGUGGUGCGACGGCUCGCUUCCCGUCAUGGACUCUCUGCUGGAGGUUUUGUUUCACGUCUUGGACCAGCAGCUGACUCACCUCAAAGCUUCCUGCAAACAGAGCUUAACGCGGACGUUCCGGCGGGAGUUGGAGGUGGAGUACGCCAGGAGGAUGACAAAAAGCCGGCUGAAGGGCGAGCAGGAUUGGGCGGCCGCCGCCCGUCGGAUGUUGGACGACGCUCGCAAGAUGGACGACUUCUUCCGCGUGGCGGGCUGCGAUGAAAGUCGAUGCUUCGGUCAGAUGCCGGUCAACGUCGAAGCGCCUCAUCUGGGAAGCAUUCGAAAGGACAUGCUGGCCUUCGCCAGAAAAUUCCUGGACUUCAGAUGUAAACUCAGUGACCCGGCAUCGUCAACUAUUGUGGGCGGAGCGGAGGAGGUGCUUACCCCCACUGAUCGGAAGCUGACGCUCUUCUUCGGGCCGAAAGCUAGGCAGUGGCUGAGGAGCAGACUCUCUGGAAAUUAUUGAUCGUUAUCCUUUUGUUUUUUUCUUUUAAAACCUGUCCUGUUCAGCUGCUUUGACACACCCACACUAUCUAUGAAUGUAGUGGUGCUAUUGUUAGCUAAUUGUAUUUCCCGUGGACACCAUGUGGGGGUCAAACAGAGGUGAUUAAGCAACACAAAUGAGCAAUGUGAGGUGUAUGUGAAUCACUUGUACGUGGGGAUAUGUUGAUAUCCUAUCCUAUGCUGCCUAAUCGCAAAUCCUGGGAUCGACAUUCUCUCUACUUGAGUGUGUCUAAUUGCACCCAGUGAAACCUAUUAAACAUGUGAUAGUCCUGCAGACAAGUGGAAAUGCUGCACCAGGGCCACGUCCCCUACCCAGCUAAUGGGGGGGUGAGCCAGCACAGCCUGUCCCAUAUCCCACAGAUCCAGCAAAGCGGCCGCUGCCAUGCCCCGGGGACCCAGGGUGGUCCUCUGGACCAGGGGUCUCCAACCUAUUCCACAAAGGCCCGCUGUGGGUGCAGGAUUUCAUUCCAACCAAACAAGAUGACGACACCUUUUCACCAAUCUGGUGUUUUACAAGUGCAAUCAGUUGAUUGUAGUCAGGUGUGGCUUGUUUUAGCGCACAGGUGUCAAACCGAUUCCAGAAAGGGCCAAGUGGGUGCAGGUUUACUUUCCAACCAAUGAAGAGGACACCUUUUCACCAA
Corythoichthys intestinalis (scribbled pipefish) is the source of this 2521-nucleotide messenger RNA. Its product is annotated as tumor necrosis factor alpha-induced protein 2-like. The transcript has 13 exons. The record is from RefSeq and is a predicted model, not a curated record. Gene Ontology annotation, cellular component: exocyst. Gene Ontology annotation, biological process: exocytosis; exocyst localization. NCBI's taxonomy places the organism in Eukaryota, Metazoa, Chordata, Actinopteri, Syngnathiformes, Syngnathidae. The coding region runs from base 40 to 1842 and encodes 600 amino acids. Gene Ontology annotation, molecular function: SNARE binding.